Polyodon spathula (Mississippi paddlefish) is the source of this 1723-nucleotide messenger RNA. RefSeq names its product platelet glycoprotein Ib beta chain-like. The coding region runs from base 214 to 849 and encodes 211 amino acids. NCBI's taxonomy places the organism in Eukaryota, Metazoa, Chordata, Actinopteri, Acipenseriformes, Polyodontidae. The transcript has 2 exons. The record is from RefSeq and is a predicted model, not a curated record.
ACCAAGCCUUUUCUAUUAGACCUGGCCCCUCUCCUGCUCAGCUCCAGCACUUAGAAAACUCCCUCCAGUCUUUGUUUUCCUGCUGUCUGUCAGGAUCGGCCAGUCCUUUUAUCUGCUGCUCACAACUGCUGGUACUUGAUGCACAGACCCCCAGAUCCAGCUCAUUACAACACUUGGUCAGGGUGCUGACAGAGUCUGCAGAAGUGCUGGCUGAUGAAAAUGAAAAGCUAUGGCUUGCUUUUCCCCAUCUUCUGUAUCCAUCUCCACGCUACGCUGGUGCUGCCGAAGUGGUGUCCCCAUCCGUGUUUUUGCAGCAAGGGGACGAUCGAUUGCAGCAGCCGGAGCCUGACAGCGGAGACCCUGCCCGAGGGCUUCCCCGUCAACGCUUUGGAGCUUCGGCUCAACGACAACAAGCUGACCACCGUCCCCAGCGGCCUCUUCGAUCGUCUGGGCAAGCUCAGAGCGGUCUCCCUGGACGGGAACCCAUGGUCCUGUGACUGCGAGAUCCUGUACCUGCGCGCCUGGCUUCUGAAACAGGAGAACCGCACGCUGUACAAGACCGUGGCGUGCAAUUCCCCGGACAGCCUGAAGGGCCGCCUGGUGAUGUACCUGGCAGAGGACGAGGUGCAGUCCGGCUGUCAGUACGGGUACUGUAACGUCGCAUUCGUUUUCCAGGUCGUCCUCUUCGUCCUCAUCGCAGUGCAGGCCGCCUUGCUGCUGCUCGUCAUCGUGUUCCUCCGGCGCUUUGAGAGGAUCUCCAGCGAAGCGAAGAGUACGGAGAGAGAGGCUCUUCAGGGAGAGUCGAGCAACUUCUUGUACGCGCAGAUCAAGGAAAGCUAUCGCCACUAAGUAGCUUUCUAAAUAUAAUUAUCACCACCUGUUAAAGGUGCCCGGGUCAUCGGUCGUACUGUUAACAACGACCGGGGAAAUAAAACAAAACUAGUGUUGUUAUUAUUAGUGUUAUAUAUUUUUGAUGCAAAUUUCUAGCGUAAUUGUACCAUUUAAAUGAGAUCGCUGUAUCUUCGCUCUUAUAACAGCUGUAUGUACAUGGGCGUGUGACUUGUGUAGAGCAGUCAGUCUUGCAUUUGAGUAAAAGAAAAUCUGUCUGAAGCCUCCUGACUUGUUUAACAUGAAGGUUUUUGGAAAGUCAAUCCGAUGCAUUGUGUCUAACUCCACCUUGUUUGGAAGUGUGUGUUUUGUUUUGUUGUCUGUUUGCACUUUUUAAAGGAGUGUGUGUUGUGUAACACAGUGAUGGCGUGCGCAUGCACGUUACGGUAUCCAGGCUGUUUCCCUGUUAUCUGAAAUAAAUGGGCCGGAUGAUUAUGGUGAAUCCAAUUAUUUGCAAAACAUUUAAAAAUAAACAUACAAAAAUAUAUAUUUUUUUUUAUUAUUUUUUGAGAGAAUACUGUUACAGAGUCACGGAAAAGAGAGCCUCCCCGUCGGGGAAUUGAACCCCGGUCUCCCGCGUGACAGGCGGGGAUACUGACCACUAUACUAACGAGGAUUUGCUUGUAUAUGCUGUUUGAGAUGGUGCUUUUGAAGAGGAUAUAUUUAAUAUUUAUCAAUCUAAAUAUUCUUUCCAACAUUUGAAAACAGCUGGACGCUCGUCUCCAAGGGGCGGGGGUCAUAUGCAUCCAUCAUACACAUAGGAGGAGUCAUACGCAAAAAAAACACCCAUUAUCAUAUAAUAGACGUAACCCCCACCUCCAACUCAAAAUGACAC